Messenger RNA from Trichomonas vaginalis G3, 786 nucleotides. RefSeq names its product ferrous iron binding. Gene Ontology annotation, molecular function: zinc ion binding; ferrous iron binding; oxidoreductase activity, acting on single donors with incorporation of molecular oxygen. NCBI's taxonomy places the organism in Eukaryota, Parabasalia, Trichomonadida, Trichomonadidae. The record is from RefSeq and is a predicted model, not a curated record. The coding region runs from base 1 to 786 and encodes 261 amino acids. The transcript has a single exon.
AUGAGUAAACUUCCAGUACUCUUCUUAGGUCAUGGCAGCCCAAUGAAUACGCUGUUUCCCAACAAUAAAUAUAAUUUGGAAUUUGCCAGAAUCGUAAAAACAUUUCCAAAGCCGAAAUCAAUCUUGGUCAUAUCAGCGCAUUGGUGCACAAGGAAAACAGAAAUCAUGACAUGGAAGAAUGCUCCAUUAGAAUAUGAUUUCUAUGGUUUCCCACCCGAAUUAUACGAGCUGAAAUAUCCAACCCCCGGUUCUCCAGAAUUAGCAAAAAGAGUUUCAGAAAUUCUUUCUGAUUAUCAUAUCAGAUCACAAGCAAAGCGUGGUUUAGAUCAUGGUGCUUGGUGUAUUUUAAGACACUUAUAUCCAGAUGCUGAUGUUCCUGCAAUUCAGCUUUCCAUUGAUGUAACACUUCCUCCAGAAAAACAUUGGGAAAUUGCUGAAAAACUUAAUGUUUUGAGAGACGAAGGAGUCUUAAUUCUCUGCAGUGGAGAUAUAGUUCAUAAUCUCGGUCAAGUAGAUUUCGAUAGAGUUGAUGAGAUAUAUCAAUACCAAUGGGCAGAUGAAUUCAGAAAUAAGAUCAAUGAAGCAAUAUUGAAGAAAGAUAAAACAACAUUAGUUGAGUUUGAAAAAAUCCGUUAUGCAAGAAUGGCAGUUCCAAAUCCUUCAGAUCACUAUUUGCCACUCAUCUAUGCAAUGGCACAAGCAACAGAGAAGGAUAAGAUUGAAAUAUUCAACGAUGACAUCGUUGGUGGAUCAUUGUCAAUGACAUCUAUAAUGAUUCAUGAAUAA